GUCAGUAACGCAAAUAAUUAACGCUGACAUUGUUAAUACCCCAUCGAGAGUCUCGUAUGACGCAAUUAAAUUCUUGAAUAAAAAACAUUUUUUAAUACUGGCCAUCCGUACCCCCUCACCUGCCCCCUGGCGUCGCUCCCUCGUACGAUGUAAUUGGAUGGUGAUCUCGUUUUCAUCUCCUUAUCGCAUUUGUCCUGUUUUUUAUUCGAUCACCAACAAUUAAACGUUUGAUCAAUCCGUCGGAGAGUUUGAUUCUUGUGCCAGUGACAGAGACUUCAAAGGCAAUUACUGGCAAGUGAUUUUCAUCAAUUUUUUUUAUUGUUCGACGGAUCCGCAAGUGGUUGAGCGGAGAAUCGCUGCUCAUAAUAACUUUCACCUGCUUUAGGAGGCAAUUGGGUCAUGGAAAUGUGAGUGCUGAAUUUUUUCACGGGGGUGGAAGACAUUGCUCGAGGUGGAUGAAGCUUCCAGGAUAGCGUGGAUGUUUUUUUGACGCCGGAGGUGGAUAAUUUUAUUGAGGAAUUAAUUUUUUCAACGCCCUGAGCUCUGUUAAUUGACACAAUUGGGGUCAAUUUGAUGAUGUUGUUGGGUGGUUUUUUCCGGUUGUGAGGAGCUUUGACGAUUUUCGAGGGGUGACUGUAGUCCCUUUUUUUUGGAAUUACUCCAGAGCGGAUUAUGAAUGUUAUGGAUGGGGAUGGGCGUCGGUGCCACGGAGGUGGUUGACUCAGCGUCAUCUGAUUGAUAUGAUCGAGAGUGUGUCUAGACGAGCGCUGAGUGGCUCCAGUGGGAGCUACCACGUUCGAGGAGCCGAACUGGCGCGAGACAGAAGACUCAAAUCCCUAUCAGCCACUGUUGUCUUUCUCGAUGACACCCAGCACACUUUCCAGCUCGACAAGAGAGCCAAGGGCCAGGCACUCCUUGACCUUGUCUUCCACCACCUGGAGCUCAUUGAGAAAGACUACUUUGGACUGCAGUACACCGAGAAUCCUAGCAACUCCUCAAAUUCACCGGACGUUAUGCGAUGGUUGGACCCUUCGAAACCCGUGAAAAAGCAGAUAAGAAGUAAGGGUGGUCAGUUCUUCUUCAGGGUGAAGUUCUAUGUAUCGGAUCCCAGUAAACUCCAGGAGGAGUACACUAGGUAUCAGUUUUACCUCCAAAUAAGGAGGGAUAUAUUGCAGGGGAAGCUCCAGCUGCCAGUGAGCACAGCCUGUCUGAUUGCCAGUUAUACGGUUCAAUCGGAGCUGGGGGAUUAUCAUCCUGAGGAGCACGGGCCGGGAUAUCUGUCCAGACUUCAGCUUAUCCCUGGUCAGACUGAGGAAAUGGAGAGAAAGAUCUGUGAACUUCACAAGCUCCACAAGGGGCAACUUCCAGCUGAUGCUGAAUUCAAUUUUCUCGAUCACGCAAAACGUCUGGAUAUGUACGGAGUGGAGUUACACAAGGCAAGGGACUCAACGAACAAGGAGAUCCAGUUGGGUGUCACCUCCAUAGGUCUCGUAGUAUUUCAAAACAACACGAGAAUAAAUAUUUUCUCCUGGUCUAAGAUAGUUAAAAUAUCGUUCAAGCGAAAACAAUUUUUCAUUCAAUUGAGGAGAGAGCAAUCGGAGAGUUAUGACACCCUCUUAGGCUUUAACAUGCAGACAUACAGAAGCUCGAAAAAUCUGUGGAAGGCGUGUGUGGAGCAUCACACGUUCUUCAGACUUCACAGCCCGAAGAUGAGGCCCAGGAGGUUCCCUCUGACCCUCAGCAGUAGAUUCACGUACUCCGGGAGAACUGAGUACCAGACUGUCGAGGAUGGCAAGUACAGGGCGAGAGUGGAGAGGACAUUUAUCAGAUCCCCCAGUAAACGUUUGGUGCACGGGGUUCAGGCACCGGUGCCCGAGGAGAAGGGCAAAGUGGCAGUGGCACCUGGACGCCCUCCAAGACCCUACGACAACAAGGUGCAGUCACUGGGCUCCAGGGAACCUCGACAGGCCUGGGGCGAGGGCAACCCCAGCGAUGAUGAGGGUGGUUUUUUGUCCCUCAGAGAAGAGAUGAAUGGGGCGCAUACCCAGGGAGGAGCGUUCUCCCCUGUCCUGGGUUCGAGGAUUCUCAGCUAUGUGGAUGAUGAUACUGCUGUUGAGAGAAAUAUCUACGAUCUUCCGGACUACAGCGAACCCACCAGUUCCCCAGCUCCAGCGCCGGCACCUGAUGACGGUUUGGUGACAAUUUGUCUCACUCCAGACGAACAAGGACGCUUUGGUUUUAAUGUGAAAGGCGGUUUGGACCUUGACAUGGCCAUUUUAGUCUCUAGAGUGGCUCCCAACACACCAGCUGAUCGGUGCUAUCCAAAAUUGAAUGAAGGAGACCAAGUGGUUUACAUAAAUGGUAUGGACGUCUCUGGAAUGCUGCACGAGCACGUUGUGAAUCUGAUUCGUCAGUGUCGAGAUACUGGUAACGGUGAAUUGAGCCUGACAGUGCGUCCUAAUGCCCUGUACAACGCCCUGGCGGGUACAGAUGAGCCAUCAGAGGAAGAGCCGCCGUACAGGUACGUACCGGACGCUCCACAGGCAACAGUUGGCUCAGACGCCCUGGCCCAAUCGAUGUUACUCCUCGCUGAUGGUCUCGCCAGUGGAGCUCUCAUCGCACAAUACGAACAGCUCUACAGGAAAAAUCCCGAGUUGACGUCACUCGAGUCGAAGAAAACGGAAAAUCAGAAUAAGAACAGGUACAGGGAUAUUUCACCGUACGAUGUGACAAGGGUAAUCCUAAUGGGCUCGAUUAACGGGGAUUACAUCAACGCCAACUACGUGAACAUGGAAAUUCCUGGCUCUGGGAUUAUCAACAGGUACAUUGCAACGCAGGGGCCGCUGUCAUCAACUCUCGCUGAUUUUUGGCAGAUGGUUCUCGAGGCUGGGAGCACUCUUGUUGUCAUGCUGACGACGCUUGUCGAGAGAGGGCGAACCAAGUGCCACCAGUACUGGCCCAAUGUUAAUGAACCUCUGACCCUGAGGAAUCUGACGCUGACUACGACGUCCGAGAAGACGGACGACUUUUUUGUAUUCAGGGAGUUUGUCCUGAGGGAUGUGAGCACUGGCGAGGAGAGGGACAUCACUCAUAUGCAGUACUGGGGGUGGCCUGAUCAUGGUGUUCCUGGUGAUUGGAGGCAGUUCACGGGCUUCACCGAGAGGGUGAGGGCCGCAAGAACAGGUAUCGUCGAGCCAGCUGUUGUUCACUGCAGUGCUGGCAUUGGUAGAACUGGUGUGCUUGUACUCAUGGAGACUGCUCUGUGUCUUAUCGAGGCUAAUCAACCGGUUUAUCCACUCGAUAUUGUCAGGGCUAUGAGGGAUCAGAGGGCUAUGAUGAUUCAAAAUGCUAGUCAGUACAAAUUCGUAUGUGAAGCUGUGCACAAAGCGUACACCGAGGGUAUAGCCAAGCCACUGUUGGAAUUUUCCAGAUAAAGUCAAACCACAUAUAUCUAAUUCAGUGGGCAAGUGGUAAUUGCUGAAAAUUCAGUCCUGUCUAUUGACAUAUUAAUUUUUUUACCACUUUAGUGCUGAUUUACUAUCAUUUAAAUAUAUAUGAAAUUAAACAUAUAUAGUUUUUUUAAAGUGACAAUAACUCACAUUUUUAUGAGUCUCCAACGAUUGUAUCUAUUAUAACGGUUGUAGAAGAAUUCAGUGAAUCGUUUUCCCUGGACGUGUGAUAGCUCUUGGUAUGGUCGAUUUUUUUUUUUCAAUUUAUCAACUAUUUUUUAUUAAUAUUAAUGGAAAUAGGAAGAAAUCCCACCAUAGUCGUAAUUUACAGUAAUUUCUGCAUGUCUACUUUUUCGUAAAAAAUUUCGAUGAUUAAUUGGAAAUUAUUUAUACAACAGAGGGGUGAGGAAGAAUUUUAAUGAUUAAUUUGUGUAAAUAGCGUAGAUAAUAAGACUAGUAUUUUACCAAUUAAAAAUAUGUGCCAGAAAUUCAUUGGUGACUGAUGCCAAUGAUCGUCCAGAGCUACAAUUAAAUCUAAAUUUUUCCAAAUUUUUAUACGUAAUGAUAGUCACAACGCACUCAUGUCAAAUUUAUUUUUUUAUUCGUCCGGACGUGAAAAAAUUCAAAAUUCAUUCGCUGUUUGAUAUAUUUAAACGCGAUGAAUAGAAAUUAAGGAAUACAAAUGGACGUAUUAAUUGGUGUGAGAUCCGGUAGCUGUCUAGUCGAGUUUAAUUUGUACUUUUGACUAUCAUAAACAAAAAGAAAAGCAAAAGAAAAACAAAUAAAUCAUUUUAUAACAAAAAAAAAUUGGAAACUGAGUGAAAUAAUGUCUUUGUGCAAGAAAUUCCACUUUUGACGAUCAACUUUUUCUUCUUGUGGAAGACAUUUGUCACUUUUUAAUUUUUUUUUCCCCUGUAAUACAUUGC
Molecule: messenger RNA, 4375 nt
Organism: Fopius arisanus
Lineage: Eukaryota; Metazoa; Arthropoda; Insecta; Hymenoptera; Braconidae
Gene: Ptpmeg
Product: protein tyrosine phosphatase Meg
Exons: 9
Coding region: 741-3434 (897 amino acids)
Biological process (GO): protein dephosphorylation
Cellular component (GO): cytoskeleton
Molecular function (GO): protein tyrosine phosphatase activity; protein binding
Source: RefSeq, a predicted model, not a curated record